Ipomoea nil (Japanese morning glory) is the source of this 1878-nucleotide messenger RNA. RefSeq lists its product as uncharacterized. The record is from RefSeq and is a predicted model, not a curated record. The transcript has 7 exons. NCBI's taxonomy places the organism in Eukaryota, Viridiplantae, Streptophyta, Magnoliopsida, Solanales, Convolvulaceae. Bases 45 to 1631 code for a protein of 528 amino acids.
UAUAAAAGUCAAUCUGUGUCGCCUCCUCUUCCUAUCUGCCAUCCAUGGGAGUUCUCUUAAGGACCUUUUUCCAUAUCACAAUCCUCAUCGCCAUUUAUUUGUUCCUUGCACCGCACGGAGGCCAUGCCUUGAAGCUGCCGUUUCGGCCCACUGAUAUUGUUCCGCUGUUGCCACAGCAGCUCUCAUGGCCUAUCAUCAACUCUUUGCACAGUGCAGCGGACCUCUUGCCCGCCUUUGUGGGCGCUGCUUCCGCCUCAAACACCACCAAUAUUGAGUGGAAAGGGACCUGCUUUUACCAGAACUCUGCUUGGUUGGAGCUCCACAACAAAAGUGGCACUCCAUUUGGUGGAGGCACUCUUCACAUCAAGGUAAGCAAUGCACACAGCUGGACUUGUAUGGAUAUUUACAUCUUUGCCACCCCGUAUCGUGUGACAUGGGAUUACUACUUCUUAUCUCGUGAACAUACCCUUGAAUUCGAUGAAUGGGUUUCAAAAGCUGAGUUAGAAUACGUAAAGAAUUCUGGGGUUUCAAUUUUUCUGAUGCAAGCAGGAAUGUUAGGAACCCUUAGUGCGCUAUGGGAAGUCUUUCCUUUGUUCACAAACACUGGAUGGGGUGAGAGUUCAAAUCUUAAUUUUCUCAAGAAACAUAUGAAGGCUUCAUUUGAGGAGCGUCCUCAGCCGUGGGUAACAAAUAUUACUACUGAUGAUAUACAUUCUGGAGAUUUUCUGGCAAUAUCAAAAAUUAGAGGCCGCUGGGGUGGUUUUGAGACUUUGGAGAAGUGGGUAACAGGUUCUUAUGCUGGUCAUACUGCUGUUUGCUUGAGGGACGCCCAAGGAAAUCUAUGGGUCGGAGAAUCUGGACAUGAUAAUGAUGAGGGAGAAGAUGUUAUUGCUAUCUUGCCUUGGGAUGAAUGGUGGGAGUUUGAGUUGACGAAAGAUGACUCCAAUCCACAUAUUGCAUUGCUUCCUCUGCGUCCAGACCUCCGGGCCAAGUUUAAUGAGACUGCUGCAUGGGAAUAUGCUAAAAGCAUGAAUGGAUUACCUUAUGGUUAUCACAACUUAAUAUUUAGCUGGAUAGACACGAUAGAUGAAAAUUUCCCUCCACCCUUGGAUGCUCAUCUGGUUGCUUCUGCCAUGACAGUUUGGAAUCAAGUACAGCCUGCAUAUGCCGCUAACCUGUGGAAUGAAGCCUUAAACAAGCGGCUUGGAACUGAGGGGCUUGAUCUUCCUGAAAUUCUUGUGGAAGUUGAACGGCGUGGAUCAUCUUUUGCAGAACUAUUGACUAUCCCGGAGCAGGAUGGUUGGGUUUACGCAGAUGGGAAGUCUACAUCAUGUGUUGCUUUUGUUCUUGAAAUGUACAAGGAAGCGGGACUGUUUGGUCCACUUGCAAGCUCCAUUGAAGUUACAGAGUUUACGAUUAAAGAUGCGUACUCGUUGAACUUUUUCGAGAACGAUACAAGCCGCUUACCAAAGUGGUGCAAUGAUGGGGACACAGUGGAACUUCCCUUCUGUCAAAUUCGAGGAAAGUACAGGAUGGAAUUGCCGGGUUACAAUAGCAUGGAACCAUACGCUCACAUGAACGAAAGGUGCCCGUCUAUGCCCCCAGAAUAUUACCGCCCAGAAGGUUGCUAAAUGCUAAUGCUAAUCAACACUUUUGUUUAAUUUGCUUCCAAUGUAUUAUGUAUAUAUAUAUUGCUGGAAGCUGGAUUCAUUCUUUCAUGUUUUCUGUUCUGUUCUCUUCUUAUGUAAUGCUUACUGUAAUUGACCUUCAGGUUAGUACACAGAAUUGUGAAGAUCAGAAUGUAAUUACGCUAAUCUUCAUGUAUGUUUAUACAGGAAAAUGCAAUAUAGAAUUAAUUAGAAUGUGUUGUGAUUAUUA